Cylicostephanus goldi is the source of this 1394-nucleotide messenger RNA. NCBI's taxonomy places the organism in Eukaryota, Metazoa, Nematoda, Chromadorea, Rhabditida, Strongylidae. The record is from the annotation of a GenBank genome assembly.
AUGCAGAUAACGUUCAUAUGCUUUAGGACAUGCCAGUUUGUCAUUAAUGCUACAAGUGCGGAGCGGAUAGCUUUGCUGCAGAACGCUAGCAAUGCUUGGGAUGGAGAGGUAAGGGUCAUCUUUGAUUUCUCCCUUUGUUUUUCAAUUUUUGAGUUGCUUAUUCCCACUAGUGGUUGGGUUUGUGAAGCUGAAAAUUGUGGGUUGAAUGAAAAUCUAUGGCUGAAUCUGACGGAUGGCGCCAUAAGAUGUGGUCGCAGUCAGUUUAUUCCUACUAGUGGUUGGGUUUGUGAAGCUGAAAAUUGCGGGUUGAAUGAAAAUCUGUGGUUGAAUCUGACGGAUGGUGCUAUAAGAUGUGGCCGCAGUCAAUUUGUUGGUGAAGGUCAAAUGUGCAAAGGAAACAACCAUAUGAAGCAGUAUUUUGACGCUACCGGAUUUCCACUGGUCGUGAAGUUGGGCACCAUCUCAAGUGAUGGAACUGCAGAUGUCUUCAGCUAUGAUGAAGAUGAUGCGGUGAUUGAUCCAAAUUUGGAGAAACAUCUUGCUCAUUUUGGCAUUGACGCGAGAAGUUUGAAAAAGACGGAAAAAAGUACGCUGGAGUUAGAGCUGGACAUGAAUCAGAAAUGGGAAUGGGCGAAAUGCCAAGAGGAUGGUGCUAGUCUGGAAAACAUCUACGGACCUGGCUAUACCGGCCUGAUCAACCUCGGGUCUAGCUGUUAUAUGAAUUCUGUGAGCUUCCAAAUUCUGGCACCCAUCAACAAAAUUUGGUAUUUUUCUCAGGUGUUACAAUCGUUGCUCCUUGUUCCAUCAUUCGUGACUCGAUACGUUGAUGGUGCUGGACCCAUACUAGCAAGAGUUCCUCCACUUGAUGUGCAUACAGACUUCAAUGGUCAAGUUGCAAAAUUGUUUUCUGCAAUGUCAAGCGGUGACUAUUCUGCGGAAAAUAGUGAUCUCAAUGGGAUAAAGCCAUCUCAGUUCAAACGAGUGGUGGCUGGCAAUCAUCCAGAGUUUUCUACGAGUCGACAGCAAGACGCGGAGGAGUAUAUUCGAUUUCUUUUGGAUAAGAUCUCCUCCGGCACUCCAGUUGAAGUCCGGGAUCCUACACUUUCCGUGAAGUUUGUUCAAAAUGGAAAGCCGAUUCGAAGAUAUUGCUUCCGGUAUGGUGAGGUACACGGACAGGGAAGAAACUGUGCUUGCAGUGCCUAUCCCCAAGGAGGUCGGUCGAAUGUGGCUUUGACCGAUUGUCUUCAUGCUCUUUUCGAACCGGAAAUCAUUGAGGAUUUUGUGAGUCCUAUCACUAACGAAAGGAAAGGUGCCCGAACUACUAUACGAUUCAAGACUUUCCCAGAUUUUCUGUUUUUACAAGCUCAGGUAAUUUUAUUAUAUAAUAAAUGAUU